Messenger RNA from Pocillopora verrucosa, 2569 nucleotides. NCBI's taxonomy places the organism in Eukaryota, Metazoa, Cnidaria, Anthozoa, Scleractinia, Pocilloporidae. The record is from RefSeq and is a predicted model, not a curated record.
ACAAAAAAAGGAGAGAAUGCCUGGAUAUCCCCUGGCAAGUCUAGACGAGAACGUUAUCGACGCUAAGUACUUCUGCAGCUCUUGUGGGUUACUGCUGAGAAAGGCCAUGCAGACGAGCUGUGGACAUUUCUAUUGCCAAUCUUGCUUACUAAGUCUUAUUCGGGAUCAGCAAACACUUUUGAUGGUUUGUUUCAAGGACCAAACAAGUCUUCAUCAGAACGAGGUUUUUCCAGACAAAUUUAUACGUCGUGAGGUACUUGCUCUCGUCGUUCACUGCACUUUCAAGGAGGAUGGGUGUGUUUGGAAGGGAGAAGUGAGACAUUUAGAGAGCCAUAUAAACACAUGCGAGUUCCUGAAGAUACCCUGUGUACAUCCUGAGUGUGGCAUGCUGGUAAAAAAAUCUGAUCUCACUUCACAUUUGGAAAACGAAUGCAUGUUCCGACUGGAGAAGUGUACACUUUGUCAAAGACAGAUAGUCUUGUCUAUGAUUAAGCAACACCAGGAUACAGAGUGUCCUGCAUAUCCAAGUACAUGUGAAAAAUGCAACAAAGAUGGAAUUCCUCGAGGCAAAUUGAGAGAUCACCAGGAUUCUUUUUAUGGCGACUGUGAAGGCGCACGGGGACCAUGCCCUUUCUCUCAGAUUGGCUGCCCGAAAGUGGAUGUUCUAAACCAAAAGGAAAAGAAACAGCAUUUGGAGAAGGCACAUGCUCAACACACUGUUCUGCUGCUUCAGUUUGCGAUUCGAAUGAGCCAAGAAGUUGAGGCCAUUGUGACCUGUAACCCGAGUAUCAUGUCCGUUAGCCUUCAACUACAAAUUAUAUUUGACGAACUCCGAAGCCUUAAAGGUAAACUAGAAGAAAACAGUGGCCGCAUAACUACUUUGGAGCGAAGUUUGGUAUCAGGUACUACCUCUGGAGCAGCAUCGUCGGAACAGCGAGUUCCAAUUGACGCCAGUUUAUCAAGUAAUGAGCGUACAAGGAGAGUUACGAAUAUUGAUAACGGGACCGCUGACCACGAGGUUCCUUUAGUCGAGAACAAUCGCGCCAGGGAGGAAGUUAGACGUUAUACGGAUAACACGAUAAGGCAACCCGACACCGCCCAGGGGAGCACCAGAAGGCCUAACCGACGGAUUGAAUAUUUUGAGCGCACACUAGCACUAAUUAAUGUAAACCUGGCUGAUUUGGAGGAAUGCGUAAGACAGCAAGAGAUCUCAAGCUACGAUGGCCAGCUUUUAUGGAAAAUUUCUCAUUUUUCUCGCAAACGGAAUGGUGCAGUUACUGGAGAAGAAGUCUCCGUCGACAGUCCAAGUUUCUCAACCAGUCGCUACGGUUAUAAGAUGUGCGCGCGUGUCUAUCUGAACGGCGAUGGAAUGGGUAGAGGAACGCACAUCUCUGUCUACUUGGUUGUCAUGCGCGGUCAGUACGACGCCAUUCUCCGCUGGCCGUUCAGACUGAUGGUCACCUUCAUGUUACUGGAUCAAGAUAACCUGGAACACGUGAUCGACGCCUUCAGACCUGAUCCGAACAGCUCAUCCUUCCAGAGGCCAAGAAGAGAAACAAACAUCGGCAGUGGGUGCCCGAUGUUCUGCUCGCUUACCGAGCUGAAUAAUCACGCAUAUGUCAGGGAAGACGCCAUGUUCCUGAAAAUAAUUGUGGAUACUUCUGAUCUGUAGAGGGGAGCUUCAAGUUGUGGUUUGUUAUUUUUUUUAAUUAGAGACCGUCUAGUUUCUGCAAGGUGGCUCUGUGGGAUGCCUGGACAAAAUCAGGAUAUGUAGUUGUAGAUACGGGUAACCUGUUAACCUGCAGGUUAAUAAUUACAAAACUGCUGGAGCCAAUAUUGCAUCGGCAGCCGAAGGCUGAUGCGGACCUGAUAUAGAAUAGUAAUAUUAUAAACUUAAUAAACUAUAGCAAACUUAAUAAUAAUUUAGUAAUAUAUAAAAUCAUCUGAUGUGGACCUGGUACGUAGAAUCAUAAUAACAAUAAUAUUAAAUAACAUCAGCUGAUGUGGAACUGCUAUGCACAAUAAUAUAAUAAAUAAGACUAUAACGAACUUAAGGUAAUUCCCUUGAAAUUGUUCUACCAUCAAACUUUUUUUGAAACUUGGUAUAAUUAACAUUCAUGAUAUAAACAUUAAAAAAAAAAUUCAAUACAAAAAUUGGGUCACCGUGCUUGUUUACGCGUCAGCAGGCUCUCAAAAUGGGGUAUUUUUACUGGUUUACUGGUCGAAUCACCUUCAUACAGAAUUUAGCCUCGGUAACUUGAAAGACACAAAAUUUUAUUUUGAAAUUAAAGCUUCUUUUACUAAAAUAAGCAGUAUUGCUUCGGUAAACCAUUGCUUCAUGUUAGCUGUUUUUGAUUGCCUGGUUGUGGGAUUUUGCACUUUUUCGGACGGUUCCGUGGUUAGCUUGAAGUCCUCGCCUUGGCCAAAAUACGCCAAAUACAGAACUAUUUUCCCAAAAAAAUAAUGUAGUGUAACAUCCUUUAUUUAAACACGAUAGGGUUUAAAGUUCAAAGCUUGUGGGGUCGUGUGAAAAUAAUUACAAUAUGAAACUAUAUUCAACUAGACGCAU